CUUGAUUCAUGAGUACGAUUGUGGUAAGUUAAAAAUGUUGAAUUAAAUUAUACUUUAAUGUGUUUAAUAUGACGGAUCUGUGAACUCAGUACUGUUGAGAAGACUUGAAUAUUUUUACAAUCAGGGUGAAUACCAAUGUUAAAAUAGCUUUACUGAGGGCAGCCACAUUUCUUUUGUCUGUGUAAAUCAGUAGAAAUAUGCCAAUAAGAUGAGACGGCCUCAUCUAUAUAUAAUUUCUGAAAUAGGAAUCCCACCAACACAUCAAAUAUGUAUUAGACGACAGACUCGAGAAAUUUCAGAUAAGCAAAUCUGUAUGAUUCAUUGUGAGAAUCGAAGUCUUUUAUGUGAAAAAACAUAAUUAAGCGUGAAGUUAAUCCCUUGCAAUAAAAUCCCUGUGUUAACCGAACGUUAGUCGGUGCGGUACUCGAAUGUUUUCAGAAAAUAAUGAAUCGUUCAGUGGCACCUCACACAAAAACUACAACAUUAGGAGAGAAUUGUGAAUACACACACAGAUAUUUUAUACUUAUGCUAAACACAUUAUACUAUUAAACAGUGGUUUUUUUCUAACAUCAAAUGUAUAUCAACAGGCUGUAAGUUUGCCAUUUGUUUUCGACUAUUCAUAGUACAUUGUUACAUUUGUCACAAAAUUGCAUUGGCUGUUAAUUACGGUGCUUAUUACUGUUUUCUUUUUUAUAUUAUUUCACGUUUCAAAUUUACGUCAAUACACUCCGCUAAUCAUUUCAUCAUUUGAUUUCAAACGUAAAUGAACAGCUUCGUGUCAAUCUUCUACACCCGGUGUUCCAAUGAAAGAGGAGCCAGACGAAAAAAUAAUGCAAGUGGCGAAACAAAAUGCUUUAAAGGAAUUUGACACACUCGAUGGUAUUAAUAGAAAGGCCUCUGCUUUUUAUAAUCGCUUGUCUGCCUGCAAAUCCAGCGAAAACUCCAUAGAGAAAGUGCUAUAUAUAUGGCCUCCAGCUCAGUUGUUGUUAUUAUCGGUCCAAUCUAAUUGCACUUUGGCUUAA
Molecule: messenger RNA, 1022 nt
Organism: Trichobilharzia regenti
Lineage: Eukaryota; Metazoa; Platyhelminthes; Trematoda; Strigeidida; Schistosomatidae
Source: the annotation of a GenBank genome assembly